Molecule: messenger RNA, 4542 nt
Organism: Styela clava
Lineage: Eukaryota; Metazoa; Chordata; Ascidiacea; Stolidobranchia; Styelidae
Product: ceramide kinase-like protein
Biological process (GO): ceramide metabolic process; phosphorylation
Molecular function (GO): ceramide kinase activity
Source: RefSeq, a predicted model, not a curated record
GAGUGCAAAGUUCACGUCUCUGUAUUCAUAACAAUCGUCGCGAGGCACGCGCUUUUCAUUUUUCGCGACUGCUCGUCGUUCAAUUUGUAAUAUUUCAAUGGCAAGCUCUUGAUACAUAGUACAGCCAAGUCAAGUAGGAUGGAACCAAGGUCUGGGUGGGAAGUGUUUGAUUCACCAAAAUCUCAAACUCCCGAGAACGUAGAAGAUGUAAGCCUGCGACAGAACGGCCGAAAGGAAGCAUUUAUCGAAACUAUUUCAGAGAAAAAGAAUGAAACAAAGUUACACAGCCAAAACGAAAUUGGUGAAGACAAAAUCACAUCAUUAUUUCAAGCAACUAGUUCUCAUAGAAGUGUUGAUGUCACUUUUCCACCUCAUCAUUUAUCUUCAAGCAAUCAGAGGGUUUUGCGCCCAUCUUCAGCAAUACCAAGAGUUUCACCGACAUCUGAAGACAGAUCUGAUGGUGUAAUUUUAUCAGCAAUAUUUGCUGUUGAUAAAAUAAGUUAUGACGUAGAAUUGUUUGACGAUCGAAUAGUGUGGACACCUGUUACUCCAGGCAAAACGAAGAAACCUGUAUCAGAAUCUCAUCAAGAUUUACCAAUGGUUGAUAAAGGAAUGAUUUAUUUGCAUGAAAUAUGUUCGGUCAGAUUGAAAAAUAUCAAAAGUAUCAGAUCUGGAAGCAUCACAACUAUUGGGUUUGCCAUUUUCACAGCACAAUCGAAAAGUGGAAACAAACUUCGAGAACAGUCAAUGUUAUUCCUUUGUUUUAGUCGAGAAAUUUGUAUUCAAUGGGCAUCAAGGAUAAAAGCUGCGAUAACAGCACGAGUAGAACGUCCAAAGCGUCUUUUGAUUCUUUCAUCGGGAUCAAUUCAAUCUCGAAUGAUGUGGGACGACAUGAUUGAUGCAAAAAUACAAAUGGCUUGCAUAAAAGGACAAUUGGUAGAAAUUGUCAAACCAAAUUCUGUUACGGAAUAUAUUCAAAAAAUGUUGGCAGAACAGUCUGUUAGUCGAGAUGCCGAGUCUUACGAUGGAAUUCUCAUGCUUGGAAAAAUUGGAUUGUUCUCAGAAGCUGUGAAUGCAAUUCUACAAUUCAAAAAAGAAAUUUUAAGAUCAGGAGCUUGGCAUCCAAACAUACCAACAUUAGGCUUUAUUCCGACGGCGAGCGUUAGCUAUAUUUCGAGUGAAAUCCACGGCUGUUCAGAUGCAGAAACUGCCCUUUUUCAUGCAUUGUAUGGUUGCACUCAAACAGUACCCAUUAGUUCGUACUAUGAUGAAGAUGGAAAUUUUUUGAAGUAUGGUAUUGUUGCGUCAUAUGGUUUCUCAGGUGGUGAUACAACUUAUGAUACCACAACAAAAGGAUUUGGUGCGAUACAGAGUAGCAUUAAGAAAGGAUUUGCUUUCACAAAAGCCAUUGUUCAGAGGAGAUCGUAUUCUUGUGAAAUACAUUAUAAAGAUUCCCCUCAAAGUUUUGAACCUUUUGAUGAAGAUGAACUUUUCCAAGGCGAAUUCAAGAAAUAUUCUAUCGUCAAUCAAUUCUACGUUGAAGAUGAUGAUGAACAAUGUCAUUCAAGGUCAUCGUUACACCCACCACAUGAUUCUGACUCCGGUGUAUGGCCCCAGUUUGAUAAGUGGGAUACAGUACCUUGUCGCUGCUAUCUGGAUAUCACUGUAACGUCGUUACCACAAAAUAAUGAUGAAUUUUCUGAUGGUUGCCAACUUUCUGCUACCUUGGUUCGUGAAACUAUGUCUAGAAAAGAAUUGUUGAAAGGAAUGGGGAGUCAGGUUUCUAUUUCUUCUGUAAUGAGUCAGAAAAAUAAAUCGGAAAUUCAAGAUAAAACUGACGUGAUACGAGCGAGUGAAUUUGUUAUUAAGCCGACUAGUCUAUCAUCAAAUGGUUCUUCAAAUUCUAACAACUUCUCAAAAUGGACGAUCGAUGGAAAUUGUUUGGAUUCAAAAAUACAAGAGCUACAUGUUAAAGUUGAAGAACUUCCUCUUAUUAUGUAUGGCCGUACAUCUGGACAACCUUUAUGUCUUCCACUAGACCAAACAAUAUUACGACUCACAUCUACCCCUGAGGAUGUCGCACUCGAUUCUAUGGCUUGAAAUUGAUUAUGUAUCUGUAUCGAGAAGCAGGGAUGGCCAUAACUGAAUACUGGACUAAACGCUAUUUUAGCCACAAAACACACAAAAAUUUCUUGUUAUGAUCGGCUAUAAUCUAAACUUAAUAUGUAAAACAAAAUUGAUUCUUUGCGCAAUGUGCCCUUUUUUCAUUCCUGGUUUCUUGUCACGUUCGCGCAUGUCCAUCCUCGAUUAUGAUGUAAUACAACAUAAUUAGUCUGAAGUGAGUUCAAUGAAAAUCUUCCUGACAGCAUCAUCGGCAAUGUAUGAAAUGUGUACAAAUUUUGCUAUUCGUUUUAACACUAGCGAUGUUAAGUGGUGGUUGUAUUCAAAUUUAUUCACUAUUUAACUUGAUAUGGACAUCCCUGCCGAAAAUGUCAGGUAUUGAUUAAUGUGCCAAUAUCCGUACCAAAAUCACACUUCAUUAUUGCUUCAGAGCAACAUAAUGUUAUGAGCCGGAUUUAGCUUCACAUAUUUUAGAUUUUCAUUUCAAAAUUGCAUAUUUAUCUUCUAAAUAAUUUUAAAUUAGAGCAAUUAAAUUAAUUUUAAUUAAUAUACGGUAGUUAAUUACGGUAGUAUAUUAAUUAUUACAUCAAUUUUCAAUUUCUCUCCGAAUUGAAUUAUUUAAACAGAUGAUACUGUGAUAUUAGUAGGGGAAAUAAUCAUCAAUUUGAUACUCUUGUCCCUUACAUAAGCCAUUCAAUUCUUGCUUAGUUGCUGUCUGGUAUUUCAUUCUAACAUGACGUAAUAUUAUGGCAUGCACUUAAUUGUACAAUUUGCGUCCAUUGUAUGUAUUUUUCUUACUAUCGUAUAUUAUAUACAUGGGUAUUUUCAGUAUUUAUAAAAAGUUUCAUACUACAACGAAGAUAGCAAGCAGUUACUGCAAAUAUCCUUUAAUAAUAUAUAGCAAAAUUUGUUUUUUCGUUGUUACUUAAAAAAAUUCGUUUUAUUAUUUUUAUACUCUCAAAAAUCUUCAAGAAGCAUUCUGCUAUAUGCAUUUUGUAUUUUUGAUACUGGAACCCUAUGUUUUUGUAUCUGGGAAUUUUUUGUUAAAUCUGAUUUUCUAAGUUCUUCCAUUAAUACUCGAAUUUGCUUUACAAAACAAUAUUCUCAAAUUUUAACUAUAAUUUUAAUCUUGUGACUCUACUGUCUACUGUCGAUUAUUCUCUGCUAUUAACUCUUUUGAUUUUAUGCUCCAAAUCUAAAAAUUUCAGUAUUAUAGAAAUAUUCUCUCGAUUAGUUUUGUUAAUUAAUAUUCUGAAAAUACCUCCAACAUAGUAUUAGCUUUAAAUUUUAUUUAUAUUAAAUUUUCAGGAAUGGGCUUAACUAUGACAUUAUCAAAAUUGGGAUCCAAUUGAUUUUGAUAUAGAGAUUCAAAUUUGUCUAAAUUAUAAUUCGGACAGAUAUGAAAAAUGAUGAAAGGCGAACUAUAAUUUUAUUCUUUAAAAUUGAUAGUUAGUGUAAACAUAUUGUAACUUGUCAUAUACUACUACUAGCGAUUCAUGAUUUGGUUAAUUACACUCAAUUGUACUUCUAACAUGACAAAAUUGUACUUAAUAUUAUGAUAAGUACCGUAGAUAAAGAUGUUUUCUGAAGCAAUUUUUUUUCAGCAAAUUAAAUAUUUAUGCAAACGUUUGCUAUGCAUUAUGAUUCUAAUUCACGAAGCAUUAUUUGCUACUUAGCUAUUUUUCAAUUCUUCCAAAGAUUUUUAAAGGUUACUGAUAUAAUUUUUCAUAUUUGAUUAGAAGUCUUUUAGAUAAUUUUGUAAUUUUUGUAUUUUAGUAUUUUAUUAUUAAAUUACGGUAAUUUCUUUGCACGAUAGGUAAUCAAUAUUUUGAUUUUAUCAAAUGGUUAGGAGGAUUGAUUUUCUAAUUCUUUUCAUAUAAAGUCAACAUUACAUUAUAUGGAUUCAUCAUUUGUUAUCAUUUUAAAAAAUAUAUAAUAAGACUUGAAAAAAAUAAAAAUUUUCAGCAGUAUUGAAUAGUAGAUAUCCCAUGUCAGCUUUUUAUACAGAAUUUUAUUGGACAUUGGAAAUUUUCAAUUACAAGUUAAUUUAAUUACAGUUAUCUUUAUUAAAUCUUUCUUACGAAAAGGCCAAAUUUUUAAUUCCAUGUGAUAUCAGUAAAACAGUGCCAUCAUGAGUUUUACCAAUGAAUGCUCACAUAUACAGAGUCAUAAUAAAUUUUCCAUCUUUUUACUCCGUUUCAAUUUGUUUUAAUUAGAUCAUAAAAGAUGGUUUCAGUGACCUCUCGAGAAUUUAUCAAUAUUUGUUGCAUACUGACACUAUCUGAAUGUUUUGAACUCUCAAGACCUUGUUUGAUUUUCACCCCAAAAGGUUUAAAAUAUUUUUCAAUAUUCGAGUUUAUUUCUUAAAUUUUCCAUUUUUGAACUUUCUGCAAAAAAUACAAGAAGUACUGUUCCAUGUUA